This is a messenger RNA of Colius striatus (speckled mousebird), 1114 nucleotides long. RefSeq names its product myosin light chain 9 (gene MYL9). The coding region runs from base 180 to 698 and encodes 172 amino acids. Gene Ontology annotation, molecular function: calcium ion binding. Gene Ontology annotation, cellular component: cytoplasm; myofibril; stress fiber. NCBI's taxonomy places the organism in Eukaryota, Metazoa, Chordata, Aves, Coliiformes, Coliidae. Gene Ontology annotation, biological process: platelet aggregation; myofibril assembly. The record is from RefSeq and is a predicted model, not a curated record. The transcript is spliced from 5 exons.
CCGCUGCCCGCCCGCCCCGACGGCCGCCCCUCACAGCCCCGCGGAGCGCCGGCAGAGCAGCGCCCGCAGCGCCCCGCUCCGCUCCAGGCUCUGCGGCUGUAGGAGGAGUCUGCGGUCACCUCCCCCUCUGACGCGCUGCUGCCACAUUCCCCCAACGAGGUUUCCCCAAAGCCGCCAAGAUGUCCAGCAAACGGGCCAAAGCCAAGACCACCAAGAAGCGUCCCCAGCGCGCCACCUCCAACGUCUUCGCCAUGUUCGACCAGUCGCAGAUCCAGGAGUUCAAGGAAGCCUUCAACAUGAUCGACCAGAACCGCGACGGCUUCAUUGACAAGGAGGAUCUGCAUGACAUGCUGGCGUCCCUGGGGAAGAACCCCACCGACGAGUACCUGGAGGGCAUGAUGAGUGAGGCACCAGGGCCCAUCAACUUCACCAUGUUCCUCACCAUGUUCGGGGAGAAGCUGAACGGCACCGACCCGGAGGACGUGAUCCGCAACGCCUUCGCCUGCUUCGACGAGGACGCCUCAGGCUUCAUCCACGAGGACCACCUGCGGGAGCUGCUGACCACCAUGGGCGACCGGUUCACCGACGAGGAGGUGGACGAGAUGUACCGGGAGGCGCCCAUCGACAAGAAGGGCAACUUCAACUAUGUGGAGUUCACCCGCAUCCUGAAGCACGGGGCCAAGGACAAGGACGAUUAGAGCCCUGGGCCAUACACCCCCCUGCCUCCUCCUGCACAGCCCCUGCCCCUCAGCCCCCCUCGCUGCCCCACGUGGGAACCCCCUCCCAGGACCAGCACCCCACACUGGAUCCCGGCCCCGUGCCGCUGUGUGCCCGUCAUCGGCCCCAGGCUUCCCCUCCCAUCACCUCUCCCACCCACAGGUUCACCCCCUGCGACCCCUAGCCUGGCUGGGACCCCCCCACAAGCAGCCCUUGACCCCCUCUGACCCCUCCAUUGCCAGUCCCUGGGCCUGGGGGGAGCAUCCCAGCGGCCCAUGGCCGGGGGGAUUUUGGCUGCCCCGAGCCUGCGUGACCCCCGUCUCGGGGCUGUAGCACACAGAGGAAAGCCUCUCUUCUCCCACACUCCCUCACGAAAGAAACCCUGCUCUGUGUCCUC